Messenger RNA from Mobula hypostoma (lesser devil ray), 5395 nucleotides. RefSeq names its product beta-1,4 N-acetylgalactosaminyltransferase 1-like. Gene Ontology annotation, cellular component: Golgi membrane. The record is from RefSeq and is a predicted model, not a curated record. Lineage: Eukaryota; Metazoa; Chordata; Chondrichthyes; Myliobatiformes; Myliobatidae. The transcript has 12 exons. Gene Ontology annotation, molecular function: acetylgalactosaminyltransferase activity. The coding region runs from base 633 to 2216 and encodes 527 amino acids. Gene Ontology annotation, biological process: ganglioside biosynthetic process.
GACAGUCGCUACAAGGACGCAAAUUUGUGGUUUAGAGAGUUUCAACAUCGCCAGAGAUCUGAAGAGCCGGAAAAGAAAGGAAGAGUGCGCUGCGGAGAAACAAGUGAAAAGACGACAGCUGAGCAACCAAACAGAUGCCACCUGACCUAUUUCCAUUUCAAAUUUCAACAUCUGCAAUUUUUGCUGUUUGGUGUCACACAUUUUAAACCAUCUCCUCCUGCUGCAAGUGUCGGAUUAGUUUUUUAAAUAGAAAUUUCUUAUGUAAGCUUGUUUUGCAGAACCUCUUACUGUAUAACUUACAUUGCAAAUUUUUAAAAAAUCAGCAGACUUACUGUCCAUUUGACCAGGCUCCUAAUGCGACACUCAGUCUAAUGCUGCUUCUUUGGACUUCUCCUGAAAGUUGUGAAAGAAAGAAAUGUUUCAUGUUGUUGGGUGGAUGCCAGCUCUGUAACUAUCCUGGAACAGCUUGCCCAGAGUCACUGCUAUUUCAGGAGCACAAGUCUUUAGCUCUACAGUUGUGAAGAUGUCCAGUCCCAGAGCCUUUACUGUAUCCCGUGCUCUCAGCUGGUUCUUGGUAUCACCUAGAGUGAAUUGAACUGGUCUCUGUGGCAGUGGGGAUAUCAGCAUGCAGCAUGUAUAGAAUGUGUCAAAGCAAGAAGAUUGUCUGCUACUUGCCUCUGAUGGCUUUGAUCAUAGGGAUAUAUAAACUGUUUAGCAACCACCUACAACAUGGACCUUCUGUGGAUAUUCACUACCGAACACAGAAUAUUCCUUAUGACCAGACAGGAUAUGGAUUAUGGGAGUCUGUACAGCAACGUAUACACUAUACAAGGAAAGAGACUGUUGUCAGGCAGCUCACAAGAAAUGAUUGCACAUGUGAACAGGAGGGGGUGACAUUGAAGACCCUUCUCAACCAGGACUCUGUCUCUGAUCUGGAGUUAGCCUUUAAAGUAGGAGAGCGCCAAGAGGUGAAACAAAGGAGAGAGAAAGAGUAUCAACACUUUUUACAAAGGACGAAGAGCCCUGCUGAUGCUCUGCUCAUUGCCAAAGCAAACUCUCCUCUGCAAUACCCGAUUCAAGGAGUUGAAGUGCAGCCGAUGAAAACCAUUUUAAUACCAGGUCUGAGUCUGCAAGCAAAAUCGCAGCGUCUCUUUGUGGUGAGCCUGACAGCAUCUUUGGGGACUUUUGACGUGGCAGCUGAGGUCGAUGACGUGACAAUCGAAGGUGUUGGGCAGAUGCACCUGUCCCUCUUGAGCUCUCAGGUGGACAACCUGAACCGGCAGCUUCAGUUCGUCACCUACACCAACACCGUCUUCAACCCCAACACUGCUGAUACAGUGUUGUUCAAGACAACUGGACACCAGGCCGCAUUUACCAUCAAAAUUAGGCAUCCCGUGAUCCCGAAGCUUUAUAAUGCUAAGAGCCAAACAGGAUAUAACAUCAGUGCAUUGGUGACUAUAGCAACCAAAACAUUCUUAAGGUACGACAAGCUGAGGGAGCUGAUAUCGAGCAUUAGGAAGUUUUAUCCCAAUGUCACCAUUGUAAUCGCGGAUGACAGCAACAAACCACAAAAGAUUGAAGGACCAUUUAUUGAGCAUUACAUCAUGCCAUUUAGGAAGGGUUGGUUUGCAGGGCGGAACUUGGCUGUCUCCCAGGUCAAAACAAAGUAUCUGCUCUGGGUCGAUGAUGACUUCAUCUUCGCUUCAGACACCAAGCUGGAAAAGAUGGUGGAGAUCCUGGAGAAAACCACUCUGGACAUGGUUGGAGGCUCAGUGAGAGAGAUAACCAGAUAUUCAGCAACAUUUCAACAUAAACUAAGUGUGGAGCAGGGUGGCAAAGAGGGAGACUGCUUGAGAAUCCAGAAAGGAUACUACCACAAAGUGGAAGGAUUCCCCAACUGUGUUGUUACGGACGCCAUAAUUAAUUUUUUCAUGGCACGGACAGAAAAGGUGCAACAGGUGGGGUUUGACCCACACAUUACAAGACAGGGACACUUAGAGUUUUUCAUUGAUGGUCUGGGCACGCUCCACGUUGGCUCUUGCAGUGACAUCAAAGUUGAUCAUGCUUCCAAAAUCGUGAUGCCUUGGACAAAGCAAACCAAGAAUGACAAAAUGUACAAAGAAUCACGUUAUGUCCAGAGUACAGAAGAGGACGGCCAGACACAAGAAAAACAGCUUUACUUCAAGAACCGGCUUAAGUGCAUCAAGUGGAGCUAAUGUGGCGUCGGGUCCUCCAUUUGGUGGGGAAGGGAAGCACCUCAGUGUUUUAUCACUAAUUCUCAUCUCUUCCCACGGACACACAGCAGCUCACCCACAUUACCAUUAUCACCCAAAGCCCUCAUGGACAAAGUAAAUGCUGCUGAGGACUCAGAGUGCAACCUCACCUGCCUCAGGGCCUCUUCCAGUCCUAUAAAACCUGCAAAUGCAGAUGGGUGGCUAGAAGAAAGCAUCUUUACAUGGAAUUUCAAAGAAUGUACAGCGAAGAAUCAGAAGUUGGUGAAUGACUCCUGGUGCUUAUACUCCACACUAUACCCCUUCUACUCCAACCCCUUUGAUCUCUUUCUGUUCCUAUUCCCCCUUUUCUCUUUCACAAUCUUCCUCUUAAAUGUACCCCAUUUGCCGCAUCCACUCACUGCAUCCGGCAACCUCCUUGUGGGAUGUUAUUGAAUGCAAACAUGCCACUCUCACUGGCGCUCCCUCAUGUGCAUUGGAGAAUAUGUCCUCCACUGGAUUAGUUAAGCACGCUUCACCUUCCAUAAAUCACAUUGACUCUGCUCAAUCCAGUUAGCAUUUUCCAAGUAUUUUGAUAUCAGUAAUAUUUUCAAUGGAGACACAAGAAGUUGCAGAGGAUUGAUGACCCAGGCUAAUUGGGGAUGUGAGGUGUGAGGAAUAUGCAAAAUGGCUUCAAGGGGCUAUAUCCAGUUCCUUUUGGCUACAUUUCUGUUUUAGUGUAUACCUUGCAGUUCCAACACCAAGUACUGGUGUAACAUCUCAAUUGUGCUGUAUAACUUAGCUCUGUGAUUAAUGGUACUGUGGUUCUAAGUACAAAAUGCACAGCUGUGCCUUGGAAGCCAUCUUGGUGGCAUAGUGGCGCAGCCGAUCGAGCUGUUGCCUCACAAUUCCAGAGACCCGGGUCCAAAGCUGACCUCCUGUGCUGUCUGUGUGGAGUUUACACAUUCUCCCUGUGACCAAAUGGGUCUCCUCAAACAUCCCAAAGGCAUGCAGGUUAAUUGAACAUUGCAAAUUUCCCCUAGUGAAUACAUGAAUGGUAGAAUAUGGCUAGAGAUGGGGGGAGAAUAAAAGAUAGGAUUAGUAUAAGUGGAUAAUUCAUGGUCAGUACAGACUUGUUGGGCUGAAAGGUCUGUUUCUAUAGUCUAUCUCUCUGUGACUUUUUAAGAAUGGAACAAGACUUGAAUUAAUAUACAAGUCUAACAAAUUGCCAAAGGUUAAUUAUUCACAAGGUUGUGAAUGACUUAUUUUUGGCUUCUAUAUAUAGCUCUCUAACACAAAAUCCUGGUUGUAGCAAAUGUCCUUGUUUGAUUUUGCAAACACCUUUCAGAAUUCAGUAGUCCAGAACCAAGAAAUUUGUUGAGUUACAAAAUAAAGCCAAGUCCACAUUGACUUACUAGAGGUAGAAGGAAGCAGCAACUCACCAUGAUGAUAAUUGAACUUAGUAUGAAGUGAGAGCCAGCAUCUCAUCUGAAGGCAGCACCUUGGGACGUACCACACUGGGCGUAUCACCCUGCAUUAUAUGUGGAAGUAAGCACCUGUAUCAGGGAAUUGGACUUUCUCAGAUAUUGGCUUGGUUAAAUGGCUAGCACUUGGGUUGUGGUUCAGCUUCCAUCUGAGGAGGUGCGGUUGUCUGGGUGAAAUAUGUUUGUCAUAGAGGACUACAGCAUAGAAACAGGCCCUUCAGUCCAUCCAGUUGAUACUAAACUUUCUGCCUAGUCCUAUCAAUCUGCAGCUGGAUCAUAGCCGUCCAUACCCCUCCCAUCCAUGUGAUUAUCCAAAUUUCUCUUAAAUGUUGAAUUUGAACCCGCAUCCACCACUUCUACUUGUUCCACACUCUUAUCAUCUCUCAGUGAAGAACUUCCUCCUCAGCAUUCCCUUAAAUAUUUCAGCUUUCACCCUUUACCUAUGACCCCUAGUUCUAGUCUAUCCUAGCAGUGGAGAAAGCCUGCUUGCAUUUACCCUAUCAAUAGCCCUCGUAAUUUUGUAUUCCUCUAUCACAUCUCCCCUCAUUCCCCUACCAGCCAGGGAGUAAAGUCAAUCUUUCCCUAUAAUUUAGGUCCUAGAGUCCCAACGGCAUCCUUAUAACAUUUUCUCUGCACUCCUUCAGUCUUAUUUAUAUCUUUCCUGUAGAUAGGUGACCAGAAUUAUGGACAGUUAUAUGCUUUCAGUGUUUGUCUUGAAACACAGAGAGAACAUAAGAUUAGCGGGAAAUGCUUCAUCAUGUACCUUGUUGCAGUAGCCAAGAUCUACUGGCGGCCACCAAUUUCAAUUCGACUUCCCGUUCCCAUGCUGAUAUGCCAAUCCAUGGCCUCAUCUACUUCCACUCUGAGGCAAUGCUCAGGUUGGAGGAGCAACACCUCAUAUUCCACUUGGGUAGCCUCCAACCUGAUGGCAUGAACAUCGAUCUCUCUAACUUCCAGUAAUUUCUCCGCCCCCCCCCUUCUCUCCUUUACCAUUCCCCAUUCUGGUUACCUUCUCAUCCCUUCUUCUCACCUGCCUAUCACCUCUCCCCUAGUUUCUUCUUCUUCAGCACUUUACCUCCUUCACCUAUCCUCUUUCUUACUUCAUUCAGCUUCCCCCACCUACCCACCUUCCCCCUCACCUGGUCUCACCUAUCAGCUUGUGCUCCUUCCACUCCCCUCUCCUUCUUAUCCUGCCUUCUUCCCCCUUCCUUUCCAAUCCUGAUGAAGGUUUUGGCCUGCAACAUUGACUGUUUACUCCUCUCCAUAGACACUGUCUGACUUGCUAAGUUCCUCCAGCAUUUUCUGUGUGUCACUCAAGAUUUCCAGCACCUGCAGAAUCUCUUGCGUUUAUAAGAAAGUAGGAGCAGGAACAGGCUAAUUGGCCCCCUCAAGUCUGCCCCAGUAGUCAAUAUGAACAUGGCCUCAAUUCCCCUUUUCCACCAAAUCCUGCAAGCUCUCAUUUCCCUGUAUGUUUAAAUAUUAUCUACCUCCACUGAUGUGAUAGAGGGUUAUAAAGUGAUACCUUAAAUUGACUGAUGAAAAUGUAUGCACUGGUAACCAAAUAAUGGUGUUUAAAUUAUUAACAUGGAAAACUUCACAAAAUAAUUUACAAUAUUGAUGAUAUGUAAAAACUACCUGUGGGAAAAUGUUCUUUGAUUUGAAAUGCAAAAUUUUAUAUUGUAAUAAAAGUUUUAUGUUUAG